AUGCUCAGUACCAAAGCAUUUUACAUUUGCUUUUCAGAACUGAACAAAACAUCUUUUGCACGAGUACACCCGAUAGUUAGGCCUUGUGGUGGGUAUUAUAUGACAAUGACGUAUAACAAGUCUGAAGCAAUUUUGUUCGAGACCUUCGACGAGGACACCGAAUCAAAGACAUUUCGACUCAGACUUGUUGAACCAAAUAAAACGACUAAGCAAACACAGUACGUCAAUAUCGACCCAUUUCCACCAAAUAAUAUCUAUAUCUCAACAUGCGUCCAAUUGUCCGUUCGAUUUCGACUCCAGAACAAACGAUUUGAAUGUUUGGUCUGUCAAAGCUUAGCACCGCCCCCUGAAGAGAUGACGAAGAAAAUCUCGGAGUACUUCUUUAGUAUUGGGGAAGUAUUUUCGGGCAAACAUACCAAAUACGGACAACUUGUUGUGAUCAAUUGCGCACAGCAUUUCCUCUUUAAGGAAAAUUUAACAGGGAUUUUUAAUAUAGGAACAUAUGCAGUGCCGUUUAAACCGAUUCACUACGUCGCACUGUUGAAUGAAAUACCAAAUGUCGACGUGAUCCCAGGUACACCGUAUUUCAAAGCUAUCAUUCACCAAAACUUCGAGAACUCAACGUGCUUCAAAUUUAAACAGGGGGUAUUUGGAUUCAAAAUUGAGGCAGUCUGGCUCAACGCACCAAGCGCAAAAACAAUUUGUGGGGAGUGGUGGCUUAAAGUACUUGAUGACGGGAAUGUGGUCUUUGGCGAAGAGAAAGAAGCCGACGAAUUUUGUAUAUCGGGAGGUAGACUUGACAUCAUCAAAGACGGAAAAAUUAGAAACUUUGUCGGUCUUGGCGAGAGGAGAGACGAGAUGAGCUUCUUCUUAGCAACAUGUCCUUUGGACUUAUUAACAUUUCGACUCGAAAUUAAAGCGUUGACAUCUACGGAUGGGUAUGAACAUCACUCUCUCCCGUUGAAUGAAGAACAAUUGACUCUAUGA
Messenger RNA from Entamoeba invadens IP1, 987 nucleotides. RefSeq lists its product as hypothetical. The transcript has a single exon. Lineage: Eukaryota; Evosea; Mastigamoebida; Endamoebidae. The coding region runs from base 1 to 987 and encodes 328 amino acids. The record is from RefSeq and is a predicted model, not a curated record.